UCGCAACCCGGAACAAAAACUUUACAAAAUAAAAGCUGCGAGUCUUCUAAGCGACAUUUCUGCGCUCAGCUGCAAGAAGAUAGUGCAAUAAGUGCCUUAUUUCACUUUAUUCCGAUCAUUUGUCAUGACUUUACGUGCUCGUCUGAGAAACAAUGAAGGCGCGCUCCUCUUGGACGGCGGACUAGCGACACAACUGGAGGCUCAAGGUGCGAAGUUGCAGGGAGACCCCCUGUGGAGCGCCAGGCUUUUGCACAGCGACCCCCAGGCCAUUAGCGACGCCCAUCACAGCUUCCUCCUGAGCGGCGCCGACGUGAUCAGCACGGCGACCUACCAGGCCACCAUUCCGGGCUUCGUCCGACAUUUAAAGGUGAGCUCGGACGCCGCCAGGGAGCUGCUGGCGUCCGGCCUUCACCUCGCCAAACAGACGGUGGCCGCCUACGCGUCCCAGGCCGCCUUGCGAGGCCGAGCGUGUCCGCUGGUGGCGGUCUCAGUGGGACCCUAUGGCGCCUCUCUGCAUGACGGCUCAGAGUACACCGGUGCCUACGCGCAGACCAUGAGUGUUGAGGAGCUCAAAUCCUGGCAUCGGCCUCAGCUGGAAUGUUUGGCGGCGGCGGGAGCGGACCUGCUGGCGUUGGAGACCAUCCCGAGUGUGAAGGAAGCCCAGGCGCUGGUGGAGCUCCUGAGAGAGAUGCCCGACUGCCAGGCCUGGCUCUCCUUCUCCUGCAAGGACGGGGCACGCCUGGCUGACGGCAGCCCGUUCGGCGACGGCGUCCGCGUGGCCGGCAGGUCGACGCAGGUGCUGGCCGUGGGCAUCAACUGCUGUCCUCCCGAGUGGGUGGAGCCUCUGCUGGCCUCGGCCGCGACGCUGAAGAGUCCUGACGUGAGCUGGGUGGUGUACCCCAACAGCGGGGAGGAGUGGGACUCGGAGCGAGGAUGGCGAGCAUCAUCUGUGAAAACGUCGAUACCGGCAUUAAGUCACACGUGGAUCAAACAAGGCGUCGCUUUGAUCGAAAGACAAGAAACAAGAUCCAAGUGUCACAUUAUGUCAGGGGUGUCCAAGGUGCGGCCUGAAGACCAGUUUUUGAAAGGCCCUUCUAAAAUGUCUAUUAAAAAUAAACAUGAAAAAGGUGAAACACACAUGGCUCUACAGGAUAUUUUCAAAUGUACCUCAGGAUUGGCUGAAAAGAAGAGAAACACUUGAUGAAUAUCCUACUAGUGGCUGGUAAAAAGAGCAUUACCAGGAAAUGGAUAUCACAGGAGAGCCCAACUUUGAAGCUAUGGAUGGAAAUCACAAUGGACGUUUAAAAAAUGAAGCAGAUAACGGCUUUUAUUAAUUACUAAAUUGGAAAAAUGUACUUCAUACUGGGAAAACUGGGUCAAUUAUGUCACGCCCCUUAAGCCUAAUUUUAUUUUCUUAAAGUAAUGAUUGUACUGUUUAAAAAAAAAAAAGAUUACCCCAUAUAGGUUUAUAGUUUUUAUUGUAUUUAUUUCUUAUCUGUUUAUAUUAUUUUAUUUUUUAUUAUUUUUAUUUGUUAAUAUUAUUAUGACUUUGGUUUUUUUUUUGUUUUUUUUUGCUGUUUUUCUUUUUUCGUUGGGAUAUAAACAAAAAAAUAUUAUUUUGACAUUUAGAGCAGGCAAUAGAUGUAUGAUGUAAUGGAUAGGAAUGUCUGAUGCUGGAUGUCAAACAUUUAAUUAAAAAAGGUGAAAUGUAAUGAGAAAAAGUUGACAAUAACAAAGCUGUUUUUGCCUUUAAAACUGUCAUGGCUCAAAUAAUAAUGAAUCAAAAUCAAUGGUAUGAAUUAUUGACCGACUCGAGGCUACAAUUACGUCACAUCAAAUAUUACACUUUGAAAUAUUUAUUGGGGGAAAUAUUACAUGGCAGUAUAAAAAAGGGCGUAAAACAAUGAAAAAAAAACUCAUACAAAUGUAUAAUCGACAGAGCUGAAGUUGAUCGAGAGACCUAAGUGGUCAAAG
Molecule: messenger RNA, 1974 nt
Organism: Entelurus aequoreus (snake pipefish)
Lineage: Eukaryota; Metazoa; Chordata; Actinopteri; Syngnathiformes; Syngnathidae
Exons: 8
Coding region: 125-1201 (358 amino acids)
Biological process (GO): S-methylmethionine cycle
Molecular function (GO): zinc ion binding; S-adenosylmethionine-homocysteine S-methyltransferase activity
Source: RefSeq, a predicted model, not a curated record